CGGGAAUCCCCGGCUGGCUCCUUCCGGGUGCAGGCGCCACCUCCGCCCCGUUCCCGGAGCCUGAGGCGCGGGGGAGGUUCAAACCGCUCCCGGGGCCGCUCGCAGGGGUCUCUGCUCCCCGCGAUGUCGGUCUCGCCCGUGGCCCCGCUGGGGUCGCUGCCCAUUAACCUGCUCAGGGAGCCGCUGCUCCGGCGGCUCAGUGGCGUGCUGGACCGCGCAGCUCCGGGCAGGGGCUGGAGAGACUUGGCGCAGCGAGCCGGGAGCCACGGCAGGGUCCAGCUCAGUUCUCUGGAGUUGGAACAAUGUUCUCUCAAAGUACUGGAGCCAGACGGAAGCCCCAGUUGGAGUCUCCUGAGACUAAUGGGUGAAAGGGGUUGCACUGUGGUGGAACUGAUGGAAUUCUUACAGGCCCUGGAACACACAGAGGCUCUUCAGUGUCUCAGUCCUCCAGGUAUAAAGAUUGUUGUACAGCCAGACCCUAAGUCAGUAUUAUCUGGACAAACGGUCAAACUAUGUUGUUGGGCAACUGGAUAUCCAUUUCUGCAUUAUCAGUGGUUCAAACAGAAAAAAGAGGUUCCACAUGGGACUUCCCCAGAGUUGAUUUUUAACCCAGUGAGUGUAAAUGAUUCUGGGUUUUACAUCUGUCGAGUGAACAGCGAUUCUUCCUUUGUGUUCAGUCGGUGGGCACAACUGGACGUUUGUGAUCUCCAGGGAGUGUCUUAUGGAAGCUUGGUUGGUUUGCCUGAAAACAAGAUACAUAUCUGCAUUCAGCCCCAAUCACAAAACCUGAUGGUAGGGGACACAUUGGUUCUAGAGUGUGGUGCUGUUGGAAACCCAGUUCCUCAUUACCAGUGGUUCAGAAAUGGACUUCUGUUGACAAAUGGGAACAGAAAGGUAUAUAAGGUGUCUUAUGUGGACAUGGAACAUCAGGGGACCUAUUGUUGUCAUGUGUUUAAUGACCAAGACAAUCAAGAAAGCAAGAAGAUAGAAGUCAUGAUAGGAAGAAAAGCCAUGGAAGUGGAAUGCACGGAAGAAGAGUUUAGUAGUCUUGGAAAGCCUGACCUUCAAGAGCAAUCAGCUGACAGGCCUUCUGCAAUUGACAAGGUAGCUCUGUUAAUAGGAAACAUGAGCUAUUGGAAUCACCCUCAGCUGAAAGCUCCAAUGGUGGAUGUCUAUGAAUUGACCAACUUGCUGAGACAGCUGGAUUUCAAAGUUGUUUCUCUGCUGGAUCUUACUGAAUCUGAGAUGCGGAAUGCAGUGGAUGAAUUUUUACUUCUUUUGGACAAAGGAGUGUAUGGUUUAUUAUAUUAUGCUGGCCAUGGCUAUGAAAACUAUGGGAACAGUUUCAUGGUUCCGAUUGAUGCCCCAAAUCCCUAUCGGUCUGCAAACUGUUUGUGUGUGCAGAAUAUACUCAAACUGAUGCAGGAAAAAGAGACUGGGCUCAACGUGUUUUUACUGGAUAUGUGCAGAAAAAGAAAUGAGUAUGAUGAUACCAUUCUGAUCUUGGAUGCCCUGAAGGUUACAGCUAAUAUCGUUUUUGGAUAUGCAACAUGCCAAGGAGCAGAAGCUUUUGAAAUUCAGCACUCUGGGUUAGCCAAUGGGAUUUUCAUGAAGUUCUUGAAGGAACGCAUGUUAGAGGACAAGAAGAUUACUGUGCUACUUGAUGAAGUUGCAGAAGAUAUGGGUAAGUGUCACCUUACCAAAGGCAAGCAGGCUUUGGAGAUUCGCAGCAGUUUAUCUGAGAAGAGAGCAUUAACUGAUCCCAUUCAGCAAACAGGAUCAUCUGCAGAGUCCCUGGCACGGAACUUACAGUGGGCCAAAGCUCAUGAACUUCCAGAAAGUAUGUAUCUUGACUUUAAGUGUGGUGUUCAGAUUCAGCUGGGGUUCGCAGCUGAAUUUUCCAACGUCAUGAUCAUCUACACAAGGAUAGUAAAGAAACCUCCUGAAAUACUAGUUUGCAAAGCGUAUGUUACAGACUUCCCACUUGACUUGGAUAUAGAUCCUAAAGAGGCAAAUAAAGGGACUCCUGAGGAAACUGGCAGCUAUUUAGUAUCAAAGGAUCUUCCCAAACACUGUCUCUACACUAGACUAAGUUCACUGCAGAAACUAAAGGAGCACUUGAUCUUCACAGUUUGUCUGCAUUAUGAAUAUCCAGGAAUAGAUGAUUCCUUGGAUGAAAGGAAGGAAGUUAAUGUUGGGAAGCCUCUUAUUGCUAAAUUAGGCAUUCAUCAUGGAUUUAAGAAAAAUUGUUGCAUGUCUAACAGACCUUUCCAUACCCAAGCAUCCACUCCUGUGGCAACUGAAUACUACCUCUCUCCUAAUCACUGUCAACCAAAUUCCUACCCAGGUGUUCACCAUCCAAACUCUGCUCAUUUAGAUCAUUUCAGGCAGCCAGAAGCAUGCCAUUGCAAUGGGACUUUGAAUGUGCUAACUUCAAGACAAGAAGCAUGGACUUACUCAUCCCACAUAAGAAAGAAUAAUAUACCAGUAGAGACGACUGAUGACACUGUUGACCUGGGAUUCAGCUUCUCCAACAGCCUCAGAUUAUCUAAAAAGCAGUAACUACCAUCUCUGCAGAAUGUGCAGGAGCAUCAAUCCUGGGCUAAAGCACUCCAGCGCUGAUUGUACAUUCUCUGCAGUGUGUUCAUGUUUUGAGAGAAGGUGUACUGGGAAUUGUGGGUUGGGUAUGGGUUAGUACAUUUUCUCCUUGGAAACUUCUCAGAUCCAAAGAGACAAGAAUGGAAUAUAAACUAAUUUUUCACUCCUGAAUUGUUUUCAGCAGUGAAGACAGGUGUGGGGUAAUCAUGGGGAGCUGGUGGCAGGAGAGGUGGGGUGGAGAGAAGCGUGAGCUGGGUACAUGGGAACCCCACAGGAGCUAACCAGCAGGCACGCUGUUAUUGUCUGCAACUGUGCCAGCCAGAAAAAGAACAGAGCAGCAAGCGUGUAGCAUUGAGAGGAAGUUGCAUGUUUGUGGUGGGGAGGAGAUGCACAGCAGAGGCCUUGUUCUUGUAUCACAGGCUCUCUAGGAAUACUGAAGUCUUGAUCUCCUCAGCUGUUCCUGACAUGUCUCUAUAAUGACACAUCCAUCUUAAAAGGCUUGCAUAAUGGACCUGUUUCUAAUCUUGAUUUUUAGUUUACGAAGGGAUCAGUUUUCCUGUGCAAAAACAAAAUGGAAAAAAUAGCAGUUGGAGAAGAGAGGGAGAGGGAAAGCAGUAAAAGGAAUGUCCACAUUAAUGAAACUAAGCUAUAUGUGUACUUUAUAAAUGUAAUUAAAAUAGCGUAGUAAUCACUAAAUGAUAAAUAGAUUUUUAGACUUUCCUGUUCUAACCUGCACCAUCAGUUGAGUUUAACAUUCUGAUUUUCUAUUUAUUUAAAAAAUGGGAACUUCCAUUUCUUUAAAAUGUUUGUGUGCAAGCAGGGCAUGUAAUACCAUUCAUAAAUUCCAAGAGUAAUAGGGUACCAUUAUGAUCAUCUUGUCUGACCUCCUUUAUAAUACAGGACAUAGAACUUCCCCAAAAUAACUCCUGUUUGAACUAGAAUAUGUCUUAAAAAAAAAUCCAUUUGUGAUCUUAAAUUUGUCUGUGAUGGAGAAUCUACCUUAGCCUUUGAUAAAUUGUUUCAGUGGUUAAUUGCCGUCACUGUUUAAAAUUUUGCACCUUAUUUCCAGUCUGAAUUUGUCUAGCUUUAACUUCCAAAUGUUAGAUCUUGUUAUAACUGCUAGACUGAAGAGCCCAUUAUCAAAUAUCUGUUCCCCAGGUAGAUACUUAUAGACUGUGAUGAAGUAAUCCCUUAACCUUCUCUUUGUUAAACAAAACAGAUUGAUUUCCUUGAGUCUAUCACUGUAAGGCUUGUUUUGUAAUGCUUUAAUCAUUCUCAUGUUCUUUUGUGAGCCCUCUCCAAUUUAUCAACAUCCUUCUGUGGAACCUUGAUGUCCAGUGCUUAGAAGAAAUCAACAGAUGACUGAAGAGCAAUAGGCUCAAGCUCAAUGCAGGAAAGACAAAAGCAAUGGUGGUAGGAAAGGGGAAAAUGUUUUCAAGAAUGGGGAAAUAAAGUAAUAUCGCCAAUUGUUAAGGACACUGUACCACAAAUCAUUGAGGUGGAAUGAAGCUACAGAAUCCUGAUGGAUGCCUCACUACAGGUUGUUAGUGGUGAGAAACUCCUUCUUGUACCUUUGGAUCAAAUAUUUGGAAGCUCUUCCAAAGUGUUACUGCUUUGUUGCUAACUGACUUCUGAAGAGAUGACAAUUUUUAAAAUAAGCGUUACCCCAUUUGUUGUUUUGGAGUAGAGAUAUGAGGCUAAAUUUAAGCCCUAAGUUUGUUUAGCAUUAAUAUAAGCGCACAUAUAACAUAGAGGCCUAUACUCAGUCUGGCAAGACCUGGUAAAAGCAGGAGUAAUUUGUGCCUGAUGUAUGAUGGCUGGGUGAGGAUUUGAGCUAAAAUAUGUGAAUGAUGCUCCUGGACACCAGGCUGUGCUCUGGAAUCAUACACACGCCUGCUAUGUUGUUACAAAAAUAGCCCUGCACAUUCCCCUCCAGGCCAAAAUUAGUUCCUUUCUUAUUUUCUAAAUAAAAACCUUACCCACAAAUGUGAAAUCCCCAGCUACCUAAUGCAAACUCAUCCAAGUGAUAUGAAGGAUUAGAAUCUCAUCCAAGUCAGGUUACAAAAGGUGUGAGAUACAUAUGCAGAGGCACUGUUAGGCACCAAUCUUGAAAUUUACAGUGCACCAGCGUACCCAUAUGUAGCUUUGUUGAUAGGAAUAAGAUUCUGUCCUGCUUCAGUGAAUUGAAGGAUCAGGGCCAUAGGUUUCAUGCUCAUUACUAGAACUAAAGCUGCAGGGAUUUACCCUUAAUUUGAUGUGUGGCUGGAAACUAGUUUCAAAGCAAUAGGAGAUAGGUUUCUAAAGAUGUCACAAAAUAUAUUGGUGCUCUGAAAGUAUAUUAAAUUAUGAUAUCGCUGUUCAAGUGGGUUCUUAUCUAUGGUCAUAAAUUAGCCUCAUUCCUCUCUAGUCACGUUGCUAACGGGUUGAGUUGCUGUGCAUUUCAUUUUUUCCUUUCCACAGUAGAUGCAAUUAUGAAAUUUCUGCGUUAGUAAAAUUUUUGCAGAACUUCACAAUAAAUGAAAAGGCAGGAAAAAAUAAAGGAUGAACCAUUGCUUAAGAAUAAAUGCUUAUUGGUCUUGAGAAGCUACAUUAAAGAUUCAAUUUAAAAUGCUGCACAAGUUUAGGUGGAACACAUCCAAGCUUUUCAGAUAGGUGGUCAUUGAACAAAGAUAUAGUUUAGAGGGGAGAAGCUAGUCUUGUAAUUCUAUGGUCCUAUUAUAAAACAAAUUCUGUAAUCUGAUAUUUUGGCUGGAAUAUUGAGUAGACUACAUAUGGUAAUUCUACAUGGUGAUGGAAACAAUGAAUGUCUCUAAUCCCACUUGGAAAUGGUUAAUAGCAUUAUUGUGUGUAGGUGUUUAAUGAAAAUCUAUAAAUUCAUCUGUGUUGAAAAAUGGCUAUUCCCUAGUGUCAGUUAUCUCUGUUAAUGUAUUAUUUAUUUACUAAAUGACAGACAACUUUAACAUAAACACAAAUGGACUGUAGCUUUUAGUCUUCUCUGGAAGAGUAUAAAAUAGUGAAACAUUUUCAGAUUUUUGAAAUAUACCUGUGCAUUUAUUAUUGAAUAAACAGAUUUUUACAUGAAAAUUAUAGCUUGAGAUACAAUCUAGUACAAUAGGAUACUUAGCUAAAAGUUUGUCAUAGUUUUAUUAUUAUUACAUUUUUUAAUUGUUUUCUACUGUUGCAAUAAAAUAAUUCACAAAAAGAUAUAUACGGUAGCUUGUGUCCCUUUUCUCUUCCUUUCAAACUUCAGUUAAAGACCAUACAAAUCAUAGAAAUAGAGAUUGAAAA
Messenger RNA from Caretta caretta (loggerhead turtle), 5886 nucleotides. RefSeq names its product MALT1 paracaspase (gene MALT1). The record is from RefSeq and is a predicted model, not a curated record. Gene Ontology annotation, molecular function: cysteine-type endopeptidase activity. Lineage: Eukaryota; Metazoa; Chordata; Testudines; Cheloniidae. Gene Ontology annotation, biological process: T cell receptor signaling pathway; B cell activation; positive regulation of canonical NF-kappaB signal transduction.